Dermatophagoides farinae (American house dust mite) is the source of this 519-nucleotide messenger RNA. RefSeq lists its product as uncharacterized. Gene Ontology annotation, biological process: gliogenesis; regulation of transcription by RNA polymerase II. Gene Ontology annotation, cellular component: nucleus. Lineage: Eukaryota; Metazoa; Arthropoda; Arachnida; Sarcoptiformes; Pyroglyphidae. The record is from RefSeq and is a predicted model, not a curated record. Gene Ontology annotation, molecular function: RNA polymerase II cis-regulatory region sequence-specific DNA binding; DNA-binding transcription activator activity, RNA polymerase II-specific.
GAUUUGUGAUUGAUUCUUUAGUACAUCAUCAUCAUCAUUAUCAGUAUCAUCAUGUUAAAAACGACAAAUUUCGAAUGGGACAUUAAUGAUACACAAAUUCCCGAUGUAACACAAUUUGAUGAAUUUCAAGAAUGGACCGAUGGCCAUUGUAAAUUCGUAUAUCGUUUAGAUUGUGAAGAAGCACGAAGACAUUCAAGUGGUUGGGCAAUGCGUAAUACGAAUAAUCAUAAUGUUAAUAUAUUGAAAAAAUCAUGUCUGGGUGUAUUAGUUUGCAGUAAACGUUGUAUACUUGAUAAUGGUCAAUCAAUACAUUUACGGCCAGCAAUUUGUGAUAAAGCAAGAAAAAAACAACAGAAUAAAUCAUGUCCAAAUCGUCAUUGUAAUGGAAGAUUAGAAGUACAACCAUGUAAAGGACAUUGUGGCUAUCCGGUAACACAUUUUUGGCGUCAUACAAAAUUUGCCAUAUUUUUUCAGGUAAACAAAUUAAAUUGGAUUAAAUUAAAUUUUUGAAAAAAAAGA